GGUCGAGUCCUCAACGCCCGGGUGCCCUUCCGGCCUGGUGAGGUCAUCUUCGAAGAGAGGCCUCUGCACAUCGUCACCGAGGACUCUCAGAACGAGGCGUUCAAGCUCGUGCGCAGGCUGUGCAGGCAGGAUCCGGACAACUUCUUCCAGGAGCCGUUGUGGUACUGGGCGGCGGUGUGCUCGCUGACCUCCGAGCAGGUCCAGCCCGGCCCAAAGAAGGGCUCCUUGCCACGAGUGACGGCCGACCAGCAGCGGCGGCUGCUGUGCCUGUACCACGAGCCCGUGGACGAGGCCUCGGAGGCUGUGGAGCGCCUCGUCAGGGAGCUCAGGCUGAACGUCAGCGCGGUGUUGCUGGAGGAGCUGUUGCAGGCGUGGAUUCUGAAUUGCUUCGACCAUUCCGAGGCACCUCAGGGCUACGCGGCCUACUUCGGGUCAUCCUUCAUGUCCCACUCCUGCCAGCCCAACGCCAUUUGGCACUUCGCAGAGGGGACCAGCACUCCCGAUACUUUCGUCUUGGUAGCGAGGCGAGACAUAGCUUCCGGUGACGAGGUGUGCAUCUCGUACGUCUCUGAGCGGGUCCUGCUCCAGUCUUCCUCCGCCAGGAAGAAGGAGCUGCAGUCCUCCAAGAAGUUCAUCUGCACCUGCGAGCGUUGUGGUCCAGGCGCCGCGCUGCCUGACCAGUGCCGCGGAUUCCGGUGCCCCCACUGCGGACAGGGCGUGGUGUUCCACCCGGGUCCCUUGCGCGGCGGCCUGCUCUCAGAGGGGGUGUGCCCUGCCUGUGGGCGUGCCGCUGGGAAGCUGGCCGAGUGGCUGCUGGAGGAGGAGAGCUGGCUGCACCAGCAGCUGAAUGGCCUGGACGAGAGCACGGAGAAGAAGAGGAUCUCGAGCGUGCUUACCGAGAAGGAGGUCCAGCUCCUGCUGGCCAGGACGGGCGACGGCGAGACCGGCUCCGUGGGCCUCCAGCACUGGCUGUGCGACAGGCUGUGGGGCCACCUGGCAGACUGGUACGACCAGACGGGCCGGAGGGAGGACGCCCGGCGCAUGAUGCGCCGGCGCGUCGACUACCAGCGCAGGGCCUUCCAGGGCCUCAACGGGGAGCCUCGAAGAAGAAGCAGCGGCGUGAGCAUGAACUCGCGGAGCUCCGCGCGGAACUCUCGGAGCGGCGCUGGCCGCCCCUCCCCGGCGCGCGGAGCGCACCGGGGGCGGCAGCCUGCGGCGCCCCGCCAGUUGGGCCCAGCGCCGAUCCAAGAGGUCCGCGCGGGGAGCUCCGAGAGCUCAUGCUUGUGCGUCGUCGUCUCCUUCCUCGCAGAGCUGGCGUGGACCUUGGAGAGCCAGGCCGACAUGCUGCUCAGGCACCUCGGCGUCGAGCCGCGCGGCAAGCGCCCGCCUCACCUGGACGAGGCCGCCCGCGGCCGCGCCGCGGCGCAGGCGCUGCCCCUCCUGGAGGAGGCCACGGCGACGCUGCGGCAGAUGUUUGGGGAGCUGCACGAGUACCACCGGGACGUGGAGCGGAAGAGGGCGAGGCUCUCCUGCCACCUGAGCUCGGCGGCCACGGCGCCGCCGGCCCCGCCCGCGUAG
Prorocentrum cordatum is the source of this 1578-nucleotide messenger RNA. The record is from the annotation of a GenBank genome assembly. NCBI's taxonomy places the organism in Eukaryota, Dinophyceae, Prorocentrales, Prorocentraceae.